This is a messenger RNA of Meleagris gallopavo (turkey), 3973 nucleotides long. NCBI's taxonomy places the organism in Eukaryota, Metazoa, Chordata, Aves, Galliformes, Phasianidae. The record is from RefSeq and is a predicted model, not a curated record.
AUGAAACACCAGUCAUUUAGGCCACAGGCAACCGCAGGCGGGCAGCGAUGGCCCCGUGAGACGGCGGGCAGCCGGGCCGGGCCCGCGUUCCGGCCGCUCCCUACGUGUGGGGCCGCCGCACGCAGCUGUGUCAUCGCGGUCUUUUUGUCUUUGUCCCCAGUAACGGGAAUGAGCCCUCUGUCACCGUAUUUGAGCUUGGACCCCAAGUACCUCGUACAGGAUACAGAUGAGUUUAUCCUACCCACAGGAGCCAACAAAACUCGGGGCAGAUUUGAGCUAGCCUUUUUCACCAUUGGAGGAUGUUGUAUGACAGGGGCAGCAUUUGGUGCGCUGAAUGGCUUGCGACUUGGCUUGAAGGAGACUCAGAACAUGGCAUGGUCAAAACCUAGAAAUGUACAAAUUCUAAAUAUGGUGACAAGGCAAGGAGCAUUAUGGGCUAACACUCUGGGAUCUCUGGCUCUGCUGUACAGUGCUUUUGGAGUCAUCAUUGAAAAAACACGAGGUGCAGAAGAUGACCUGAAUACCAUAGCUGCUGGAACCUUGACAGGAAUGCUAUACAAAAGCACUGGUGGAGUGCGUGGGAUAGCACGAGGGGGCAUUGCAGGUCUGACUCUCACUGGCCUCUACGCUCUGUAUAACAACUGGGAGCACAUGAAGGGCUCCAUUGCCCGGCAGUCCCUCUGAGCAGGGCAGCCAGCGCCGGGCAGAGGACACGCUUGCGCAGUCACCAAUCCAGUCACUGCGAGAUCUGUCUGGUGCCCCUUCCUAUUCUAUUUACAAUUAGUGAGAAACUGAAGGAAGCUGUGCUGGGAGGAACCUCUUGCUGCCGUUUGGCUGGAUUGGCCCUUUCCUUCCUGCCAGCCUUGUUGGAGGCACUGAUAGUUGUUGGACCUGCAAGUGAGCGGAGCGGCCACCACGACAGUCUCCCUGACACGCUCACCAGCCAGCCCUGGGCCAAAGCCACUCAGCCUGCUUGAGUCCCAUCACUGCACCAGCUGUGCUGCCAGGUCUGGUCAGAUGAGUGCUGCUGCUGCACAAUAAAGGCUCUGUCCAUAGAGCCCUUCACUGAAGUCUGUCAACAGCAUCUGGGCAGCCAGAGCAGGUGGGAGCCUCCAGCAGCAACUGGCACAGGGCAGGGCUUGUUGCUCUUACAGCUCAGGGUAAGCUGUUAAAAGGGAUAUUGUAAUUAAUAAAAAGGGUGGUACUUAUGCAACCUUUUCUAUGGUUUGCUGUUCCUGCUACUGUUGAGACAAAGACGUCCUGCAUCCAGUGAUUUGCAUUUACAGUUGAGCUUUGAAGGCCCAUUGUGAUAGAGUCAUGAGGCAGUUGGGUGAGGGGAAGUGAUGGAUGGCUGAUUGUCCCCUGAUGCGUGGUGACAGCAAGGCACGCUGGGCAGGGGCUGGUGCCACUCCCUGACUUGUAACAAACACAGAAGUUGUGUAUGGAUGGAGGGCAGUAACCAAUUACUAUUGCAAGACAGCUGUCAUUGGGUUAUAAGCACCUUGGUGCUCCAGGACCUUACAGCUCGCUCAGCCAGCCAUUAGAAACCAAGCAAUACAAGUACUUCUCUUGCUUGCUCUUACUGGUUUUUUAAUAAUUCAGUUUCUCUUCCCAAUCCCCAAAUAGUUCUUAUAGGUUACUGGUGAAACAGAGAUGUGAUGAAUCUACGCCUUUACCAGCAUUGAAGUGAAACCGUGAAAUGGUUUGUGAAAUGCUUGAUAGCAUUUUUUGUAGAUAAAUGGAACGGUAAAUUACAAAUCAGCAAUCAAGAUUACUGUUCAACAGCUCAUUCCUUAAGUUUGUAAUUAAGCAGGCCCAGGACAGGACAAAGGCAAGGGAAAAAAAACAACAACCAAGAGAGAUACUACUUAAUAAAUAACCUCCUGUAAAGCUUUUGAUAGUUAUCGUACACUGCACAAAAAUAGAGACAAAGUAGAAGAAGAAAGGUAGCAGUGCUUUUCUCUCUGUCAAGGAGCCUCUCUCCUGAAGGAGACUUCACAGUUGCACUCCAUUGACCUUGCUUGGCUGCCAGCUCAAAGCAGGUGCUUUCUGCCAGCAUUUAACUAGGUCUAACAUAAAGGAAAGAUAACCAUUUUUUUUUCAAUCUGCUUUGUAAAUGCUGUUUCUUGUUAAAGCUUAUUAUGUUCCACUUCAUUCAGAGCGGGUUGUGUAUUGGUGUUGUGGUAUGAGGGCUGGACCUUUUAGCACAUACUCUUUAGGUUUGCACCACUUAAGAAACUGUGUCCUGCUUCCAGCUGCAGAAAGGUGAGUUGGGCACCAGCUGUGCAGUGCUGAUGGUGGGACAUGGGAAAGGUGCAUGCAAUUUCAGAUGGAGCUGCUGGUUUCCUCCCCAUUGGUGUUGAGGGUUCUUCCCAGUCCAUAUUUUUUGGUCACCUUUAAUAGGAGUUGUACUUCUGCAUGCUCAGCAAGGAUUGUUGCCUGGAACUGCUUGCAUCAGAGCAGAGCUCUGCAAUAAGCUUUCUUUCUAAGGCUGUUAACAGCUGUGGUUCCUAACCUGCUUUUAUAUAGUGCGAUGCAUAGUUGAGCUAUGAAAUACAACCACAGCAGCAGCUAGCUCUGCAUGGGAUUUAGCUUGGAAUGCUGCAGUUUUCACAUGGAAAAAAAAUGGGAGCAGUGGCCAUCUAAUAGUAGCAGCAUGCACUAACACACACAUUCAUAUUUGGUGGCUCCAAGCUCUCCAAAGCAAAACUGCAUAAACUGUAAGGGAGGAUUAUAGAGAGCAUCUUUCUCAUGCUUUAUGUUGCUGCGGUCACCAGUAAAGUGUGAGCAGUGAGCAGAAAGGCAAACCCCACUUCAGCAUUCCCUAUCAGCAGAUGAGUUGUGGUAACAAGGGGGAAUUGGUUGAAAUUUCAUUAGUCACAAGGUAGCAACGUCAACUUCCUCAAUGAAGCAAAAGCUGCUUCUGAAAACACGUGGGGCUAUGUACGUCAGGACAGCAAAAGGAUCCAGGGCUCACAGGUUACGUUUCCUCUGACUUAACGUGGGACUGAGAAAGGACAGGGGGCAAUUCCAGUUUAGGUUUUAUCACAUUUUGCCUCUCUGCAUAGAGGUAGAGCUAGAAAAUUAGUAUGCUUUAAAUGAAGCUUUGUAUACUUGCAUAAUGGCCUGUGCUGCUGCACGCCAGACUCCACAGUGACAUGGGAGGUACCACAGCCAUUUUUAGUGCUCUGUCAUUAGCACUGGUAUUGCAUUCCACUCAGGCACCUCUUCCUGCUGUGUAAAUCCCCCUCUCCCUGCCCAGAUAUAGUGGCAUAGCAGGUACAAGCCCAACAACUGGGCAGCCUCACACCUCAUGAGCCCCAUGAGCAGCCCUGCUGUUGGGGUGCAUUGGCCCUUCACCAGGCUCAUGCUCUCCUGCUUGGGAUUGCCCAUGCCUUGCUUUCACCCAGUUCCUCAGUACAAGACAUCAGCCUAACCCCCUCAGCUCAAAGAAAACCUUUCUGACUGCUUGCAAAGCUAUCAAGUGUUAUCUGCACCUGCUAUUUUGUCUUCCUUUUGUACUUAGAAGAUCUGAAAUAAUUAUUUGUCCUUGUCUGUGAAAGCUUUAUGCUCAGGAUACAUCUCAGGAGUUCCACACGUGGCUGCUAAGGGAAGGUCUAGCCCAUUUAGGAAAAAAAGCUUAUGUGCACAUACACCCACAUAAGAAACUCCAGGUUGAAGGGCUGCCAGGCCCAGCUGCACGCCGUCACAGAAGAAUGCUCUUUGUGCCACUUAAAAGGAAUGGGAAAUCCUCAAAGGAGAAGCAAAAUAUGCAACAAGGAGAGCUCAAGAGCUAGAGAACCAGCUUUCAGUUGUGCAGGCAGACACAAUAUGGAUAUAGGACUGAAUCAUAUUAAAAACAAAAUUUCAUAAAUCCUUCAAUAUUAAAGACUUAAUAAGACUCAAAAGACACCAUUUUGUCUAAGCCUGUGUUUCUUACAGCUCCUGAAUAAAGGCCAGUGCUUUAGCCAUA